AGCAUGCCCUCUGCUUAAGGGCUUUCAUGUUCUCUGGGAAAUAAUAUUGUAUUUAGGAAAACAGAAAUAUCCGUUGCAGACUGGAAAAUGGUCGUUUCGGACCCCUGCGAUGUCAACAGCAUUAUUUUUCGAGUCAGAGGAGGUCUGGACCUGAGCUGUCGGCUGGACAGUACCGAGGAGUCCCAGGUGAGGGAGGCCCUGGCCAGAGCCUUUGAGCGCCUGCGUGCCGAGCUGACCUCCCCGUCCCUGGUCUUGGGGGUCUGUAACAGCUCCGUUUACAUCUGGCCCAACAGCAAGCUCCGCAUGACGCCGGCUGAGGUGACUGCGGACACGGCCUGCGGGGACCUCCAGCAGCUUGUCCAGGCCAAUGACAGCGAUGCUGCCAAGAGACCAGGGAAAAAGAAAGACAAGAGAAACUCAGCUGCUAGCGUCGUGAAGGUGCAGCUGCUGGCGGAGGCGACCGGGCCGGCCCGCUCUGCGGCGCCGCUGCUCCUGAGGGCCGGCAGGAAGCACCACUGGCUCCACGCCACGCUGCCUGUGGACGCCGCGGUGUCCGCGCACCCGCAGGAGACGGUUGGAGGUGUGGCAGGCCGCCUGGUGGGGGCGCUGUGCUCCCAGCUGUCGGACAUGGAGAAGUCGGCUCUGCAGUACGUGAAGGGGACGUCCCUGCGGGUCCCCCAGCCCUUCCACUUCCUGCUGCCGGAGCCUGCGGGGCUCGUCACGGUUGUGUAUCCGGCAGGGGUACCUGACAGCCGACUGGACACGGUUCGGCAGGAGUUGCACGCCAAGUUUCAGCUCCCACUGGACAGACCCUACCUGAGAAGGGCCAAUGCCUAUCACUUUCCCGACGAGCCUUACAAAGACGGCUACCUCAGGAAUCCCCAUUUAUCCCUGCCUCCGCCCAGCCUGGAAGACAGUAAGCUCUAUCUGGUCCAGGGGGUGUACAGCUAUCACCACUACAUGCAGGACCGCGUGGACGACAGUGGCUGGGGCUGUGCGUACCGCUCCCUGCAGACCAUCUGCUCCUGGUUUCAGCAGCAGGCCUACACGGACAAGGGCGUGCCCACCCACAGAGAGAUCCAGCAGGCUCUGGUAGACGUUGGGGACAAACCUGCUGCCUUUGUUGGGUCGCGGCAGUGGAUCGGGUCCAUUGAAGUCCAAGCCGUAUUAUCUCACCUGCUGGGGAUCAGCUCUAAAAUACUCUUUGUGAGCCAAGGGUCUGAAUUGGCAUCAAAAGGAAGAGAACUGGCAAAUCACUUCAGUACGGAAGGGGCGCCUGUCAUGAUUGGUGGAGGGGUGCUGGCGCACACCAUUCUGGGAGUGGCGUGGAGUGAGACCACAGGACAGAUCAAAUUCCUCAUACUGGAUCCACACUACACUGGGGCUGAAGACCUCCAGGUUAUUACUGAGAAGGGCUGGUGUGGAUGGAAAGGACCUGACUUUUGGGAUCAGAAUGCGUACUACAAUCUCUGCAUGCCUCAGAGGCCAAAGGCUAUAUAGUGUGGUGCCCACUAACUCAGGUGUUGUCAAUGCACGUGCAACAUACAUUUUUUUUUAAUAACAUCAGAAUAUACUCUGGAGUCCAAAAUAAAACAUUGAAUAACAAAA
Lepisosteus oculatus (spotted gar) is the source of this 1608-nucleotide messenger RNA. It is a transcript of the gene ufsp2, whose product is annotated as ufm1-specific peptidase 2. Lineage: Eukaryota; Metazoa; Chordata; Actinopteri; Semionotiformes; Lepisosteidae. The record is from RefSeq and is a predicted model, not a curated record.